AUGUGGAACUGCGGAUUCGAAGAUUUAAACGAUGAUUCUAAUGAGCUUAUGCUCCACAAGAGAGACGGUAUAGAAGAGCCCGUUCACAGCAAAUACGUGUUUACUCAACCACCUUUGGGAAUCCCAGCCAAGGAGUUCGUUUCUAACCAUUUUGGAAAAAAUGCCAAAAAUCUCCAGUUCCGUAAAGGUACAACCUGCUUGUCCUUUGUUUACGAACCUGCUACUCCAAAUGAUAAGGGAGGAAUUAUCAUUGCCGUCGACUCGAGAGCUUCCGCAGGAGAAUAUAUCUCAUCAAAAUCUGUCAUGAAGAUUUUGGACAUCGGAGAUCGUAUGGUGGCUACCAUGGCUGGAGGAGCUGCUGAUUGUCAGUUCUGGACUAGAACUGUUGCCAAAUAUUGCAAUUUGUAUGAACUCCGUGAGAAAAGCUCUAUCACUGUAAGCGCUGCCAGUAAGUAUUUCGCUAAUGUGUUGUACACUUACAAGGGAAUGGGUCUGUCAGUUGGUUCUAUGGUUGCUGGAUACGAUAAGAAGGGACCUCAAAUCUUCAAAGUCGACAGUGAGGGAGAUCGCUGUUCUCUCCGAGUUUGCUCAGUUGGAUCUGGAUCAUUGAAUGCUUAUGGUAUUCUUGAUACUCAUUACAAAGCCAAGAUGACUGAUGAGGAAGCUAGAAUGUUGGGACGUCGCGCUAUCAUGCAUGCUACCUACCGUGAUUCUGGUUCCGGAGGAGUCUGCAAUAUGGUUCACAUCACACCGGACGAGAAGAUUCGUCUCCCACCUAUGGAUGUAAGCAAGUUGUGGUACGAGUUUGCUGAUGAGCUUGGACGCGACAUCGUUUACGAACCAAGACACGAGUAA
Molecule: messenger RNA, 855 nt
Organism: Auanema sp. JU1783
Lineage: Eukaryota; Metazoa; Nematoda; Chromadorea; Rhabditida; Rhabditidae
Source: the annotation of a GenBank genome assembly